This is a messenger RNA of Pseudophryne corroboree (corroboree frog), 3698 nucleotides long. RefSeq names its product gap junction protein gamma 1 (gene GJC1). The record is from RefSeq and is a predicted model, not a curated record. Gene Ontology annotation, molecular function: gap junction channel activity. Gene Ontology annotation, cellular component: connexin complex. Bases 280 to 1452 code for a protein of 390 amino acids. Lineage: Eukaryota; Metazoa; Chordata; Amphibia; Anura; Myobatrachidae. The transcript has 4 exons. Gene Ontology annotation, biological process: cell-cell signaling.
CUCCGUCGCUAUGUGUGAACGAGCGAUGCAGCGCUGGAACCCGGACACCCUGAGAGACGCCGCCGGGUCCCUUGAGCAGCGGAGACGGGAGCCAGCCUGAGUCUCAUUGAAAUAUUUGCUCACUUCUCCGCCGAACAUGAAAGCAUGGUGAUCACUGUGUCUGCACUCCACUGCUGUUUGGAUGUACAGUAUGGGAUUUCUGAAAGCUACAGAAGAGACUUGCAUGUCUCUGGAAACAGCAGAUGACAAAAGUGCGGGGCAUCAGGAGGUAGUAGCAACAUGAGCUGGAGUUUCUUGACACGCCUUUUAGAAGAAAUCCACAAUCACUCCACGUUUGUCGGAAAGAUUUGGCUGACCGUGCUCAUAGUCUUCCGUAUCGUUCUGACUGUUGUGGGAGGAGAGUCCAUUUACGAUGAUGAACAGUCCAACUUUGAGUGUAACACAGCCCAGCCGGGUUGUAAGAAUGUAUGCUAUGAUGAGUUUGCCCCGCUCUCUCAUAUUCGUUUUUGGGUGUUUCAGAUUAUUUUAGUGGCCACGCCACCUCUUUUGUACUUGGGCUAUGCUAUGCAUAAAAUUGCAAAAAUGGAGGAGCGCAAUAAGUAUGACAAGAGGUCAAGGGAUAGAGCUUUGUCCUUACGCUGGAAACAACAUUGUAACCUAGAAGAGGUGGAUGAGGACAAUGAAGAGGACCCCAUGAUGUAUCCAGAGACUGAAAUGGAAAACAACAGAGUAAAAGUGAGCCACAACAAAAUUAAACAUGAUGGCCGUAGGCGGAUACAGGCUGAUGGGCUUCUGAGAAUUUAUGUGCUUCAGUUGCUGGUCAGGACAGUUUUAGAGGCUGGUUUCCUGGCCGGACAAUAUUUCCUCUAUGGGUUUGAGGUAAUUUCAAAAUAUGAAUGCGAGAGAGAUCCUUGUCCACACACUGUUAACUGCUUCAUAUCCCGGCCCACUGAAAAGACCAUCUUUCUGUUAAUUAUGUAUGCAGUAAGCUGUCUGUGUCUACUUCUGAAUGUGUGGGAGAUGCUACAUCUUGGCUUUGGGACAAUAAGGGAUGCACUUAAUAACAGAGGAAAACAUGUGGAUGAUUCUUCUUCGUAUAAUUAUUCUUUUUCGUGGAACACUCCGUCAGCUCCUCCUGGAUAUAACAUUGCUGUAAAACCAGAUCAAAUUAAUUAUACAGAACUUACAAACACAAAAAUGGCUUACAAACAGAACAGGGCCAACAUUGCUCAGGAACAGCAGUAUGGGAACAGCGAGGACAAUAUCCCUACUGACCUAGAAAACCUUCAUCGGGAAGUCCGCAUGGCUCAAGAACGUCUGGAAACUGCCAUCCAGGCUUACAAUAGCCUAAACAACCCACCUCCCAUUAAAGAGAAGCGAUCUAAGAAAGGGUCAAAUAAGAGUAGUGUCAGCAGCCGGUCCGGAGAUGGAAAGACCUCUGUGUGGAUUUAAUCCCUCACCAGCAACAAGUUGUGACUUCUUGUCUCCGGGAGGACCAGGCAGCAGAGUGAUAACUUCCAUUCAUGUAAAUAUUUUGGUUCUGUUAUGUUGGAGAAUAACAGACUUACAUGGCCUGGAUAUGAGGAGAAAAAACUGCUGGUGAAUUUUGCAGGCCCGUUCUCUUCUAUUAUGAAACUAUAUUACUGUGACCUGCAGUCUGUCAGACAGUCAUUUUAUAUCUCUAAUGUCUCAACAUAACAUGGCUGUUAUUAUGACAAUCCUGUUUGAACGCUUUUUCAUGGUUCAGAUCUCCUUCUUUUAUAUAUAUAGAUAGAUAUAUAUGUUAUAAUUACAAGCGGGCUGCUAUGUUUCUUUGUAAUUCAUACAGCAGCAGGUGGGAUCUUUUAUCAUUCUACUUGCUGCUACACUGGUUACUAUUAAGAAUUACAAAUGUAAUGUAGAUCUUUUGUAUCAGUUUUGCAGCCUUAACCCCUCUGCAGAUGCUCCUAUGUCUCCAGGUCUCCACUUGGCUGAAGGAGAAAAAGUGCCUUGCAUUGUUGCUCUGCAGAGUGCUGGAUUUAUAUCAUUUGUAACUUUUUCUUUCUUUGUUCUUUAAAGCCAACACGUCUGACCUAAUGGGGAGAUUGUAAAAGCGUAAUAAUAACACCUCCAUUAUCUUAUUGCUUUUAGUUGAACAAGUCACUGUGAAAAAAGGGCAGAUAAAAAUGGAUUUGUUGAUGAAAACCAGAUCCCUGACUUCCCCUUCCUGUACAUAAAUCAGUUAUUACAGAUGUGGGGUGACUGGGGGAAAAAUAAUCUUCGCAGUUAAUCGUUGAAGCCGUAAGACGUGAGAACGAAAAAGUUUCUUUACUACAAAUUCUGUAAAUGUAUAUGCCUACAUUAGAGCAAGUGCCUCCUCUCUAUGUUAUGUCAUUUGGAGCACUUUACAAUACUCUAUUUUCUUUUGUGGGGCCUUCCAUUGUAUAUUUCAUACGUCUACUCCAAUAUUUUAUGCCGUGACGUUUAACUUCUUUUGCACAUUUCACCAUCAUUCCGACUGUGUGCAGUGUCUCUAAUUUACUCUGCUUUCCUGUGGUGAAGAUAUUACAAAUCCUAGAUGUUGAUAUGAAUGCAAGGGGUUACACACUAUUUACCGGCAGGUGGGAUGCUGGCUGUCAAGAUUCCUACAGCGACAUCCCGCACGCCAGAAUGCCAGCAUCGGGGCAAGCGCUAAGAGUCCCCUUGCAGGCUCGCUGUGCUCGCCACGCUGCGGGCUUGGUGGCUCGCACAGGUUCUAUUCUCACUCUGUGGGUGUCAUGUGUCAUUGGUAGCAUCCCGAAUGCAAGCCAUGUACUGCUUGCAUACUAGGGUAAUCUGGCACACAGUUAGGCUCACAUGCGUUGCAUGUAUUUUGCCCAUAUUGUACAUUCCAUAGUGAUGUUUUAUUCCAUUUAGUUCUAAGCAUGUUUCCCCUAAAGUAUCCACUGGUACUUGAAGGGAAUACAUAUGUAUUCCCGGUGGACGGAAUACUGGCUGUCAGUAUCCCGAUGGCUGUAUCCCAGCCGCCAGAAUGCCGUCAGCGGGGCAAGAACUACGGAUCCCCUUGCGGGUUCGCUGCGCUCGUCCAUGAUGCGUGCUAAGUGGCUCGCUGCGCUUGCCACAGGAUCUAUUUCUGCUCUAUGGGUGUCGAGGACUCCCACAAGUGGGAAUAGCCCCUGUGAGUCGGUAUUCCGGCUGCUGGCUGUCGGGAUACCGGGAUCCCGACAGCCGGUAAAUUGAUUGACUCCCACUUGAAGCUAUGUGCCACAGUAGCAGAAUUGAGCUGGCUUGGUACCAUGUCCUUAUUAAUGUUGAUCUUAAUCAAACAAAAACAUACUGUAAGAUUAUUUUAUGGCAGCUUUCCUCUUCUCUUAUAUUGCCGCGCAUCGGUCAUCAUCGCCAGCAUACACACUUGCCGAGAAAGUGAACGAUGUUCAUUUUAUUGGCAAGUGUGUAUGCCUCGUUAGAUCCAAAAUAUUUUCUAGUGUGUGCAUAUCAUAUGGUUAAUAUACUGUGGUUUUUGGCCUAAAACUCUAAAGACCCUGACACCGUUCUCCAAUACUACGCUUAAGCAAAUCACAAAUCUGUUUUGUUUUUACUACAUAUUGUCUUCAUUGAGUUCAUUGUAUAAAGUAUAGUUAGCCUCUGCCAACCAGAUAUAUAGAUAUAUAUACUACCAUGUUUACAUGUUUCCUCUGUUUCUGGACAUUUUUUUUUUU